Messenger RNA from Hydractinia symbiolongicarpus, 2138 nucleotides. Its product is annotated as chondroitin proteoglycan 2-like. NCBI's taxonomy places the organism in Eukaryota, Metazoa, Cnidaria, Hydrozoa, Anthoathecata, Hydractiniidae. The coding region runs from base 669 to 2087 and encodes 472 amino acids. The record is from RefSeq and is a predicted model, not a curated record. Gene Ontology annotation, cellular component: extracellular region. Gene Ontology annotation, molecular function: chitin binding. The transcript has 9 exons.
UGACUCGCUUUAGGAUUAUUGCAACUUACUUUGAAAGUUUGUGACAUUUUAACUACCGGUUUAACUUCAGUUCCAGCGCCGUCUUGUUGAGAAAAAGUUGUAUUUUAAUAAAAUAAAUAUAAAAUAUUGCUUGAUUUAGCUGUACAAUAUCUGUCGGGUACUUUGUUUAUUAACCAAAAUAUAACAGAAAAUGCAUUUUUUAUCUCUCUUUCGUGUCCCCGAAAAUAGAUGGCAAAUCAUAUUUAUACUUAGACAACGGCCCUCUUAAAUUCAGUAGAAUGACGAAUCUUGCAUUCACACGAGCAAGAAGCAAGAAGAAGCUCAAAUUGGAUAAUUCUAAACCAAUGCUAUUUAAUAUUUCUAAAGCAAACCAAGUCAACCGUUAACCAAACUAUUAAAGAUUCUGAUGUAUUUCAUCUGAAGCGAACCCAUGAAAGAUUUUGCGACAUGUGAUAAAAAAUAUUCGGACAUGAAUUUUGGAAAAAUCAACUGUUUUCGUUUGAAGCAACUACCAUUAAAUCUAAUUACACAUUGUGGUAAGAACUAAUUAGGAGGCAAGUUUGUAUUGCUUUCUAUGUCAAAGAGGAAGAAUUUCUCCAAUGUGUAUAAAAGUGCAUUAACAGUCUUUUUUUUCAUAUUUGUCGCGGAAAAGAAAUACACGUACAAAGAUGAUAGGGAAAUUUCUUUUCGUUUUGUUGCUAGCUACAGCACUGACGUUGAAUAUCGAUCGUCAAAACGUCAAUAAUGACGAGGAAGUAGAAGAUUUUUCAGAUGAUUUCGAUAACGAACGAGAAAAAGGCGACAAUGAUAACGAAGGCUAUGAAGAGAUUGAAGAAAAUCCCGACAAUGAUAACGUCGACACAAGUAAUGACGAAGACAAUGAAGGUGAAAAUGAAGAUGAAAAUGACAGUGACGAAGAUGAUAAAGAGAACGACAACAUAGUGAAUGAUGAAAAUGAUGAAAAUGAUGACGAUGUUGACGAAAAUGACGACGAAAACGACGGCAUUUACGAGAAAGAUAGCAAAGAGGGAGAAGGAGACGGCGACGAAGGGGAUGAUGAGAACAACGACGCAACUGAAGAGUAUCAUGAAAAUGACGAAGAUAUUCCAGAAGAUAAUGAAAACAGCGAAGAACUGCAACAAGACCAAAGUUUAAACACUUUUUGUUCCACAAAAAAUAAUGGUAACUAUCCAGACCCAUUGAAAUGUAACGGAUUCAUUCAGUGUUCGAAUAAGAUUGGAUACAGACAGCCAUGUCCAGGUGGGCUAAGUUACAACCACGUGAAGAAUCAAUGUGUCUAUCCAGUUUGUUCAGGUAGUGGAUUUUGCACAGGGAAGGCUGACGGAAAUUAUCGAGACCAAGCAACGUGUAAUGGAUUUAUUUCCUGUUCUAAUGGUGGAACAUAUCACAUGCCGUGUCCAUCUGGACUGGAAUAUAGCGUAGCUAAAGAUCAAUGCGUCAACUCGGCUGAUUCUGAUUGUGCAAAGCCAGUAUCUGACUACGAAAAAGUAAUUGCUGAUGACGAAGCCCUUAACCAAAUUUGCAUUGGCAAAAAGGAUGGCAAUUAUGCUCAUCCUCAAAGAUGUGACGCUUUCGUCCAAUGUGCAAAUGGUUUUGGUUAUAGACAGUUAUGUCCAGGCGGUUUGUCCUACAACCAAGGGAAGGAUCAAUGUGUCUUUCCAGUUUGCAAACAGGCUGGAUUUUGCGCAACCAAGAAUAGCGGCAAUUAUGCUGACCCCAAAAAAUGCGCGGGUUUUAUAACCUGUGCAAACGGAGUAACCUAUCAUAUGGCUUGUCCUGCGGGUCUGCAUUAUAAUUCUACCGUUGAUAGAUGUGAAAAUCCAAAUAAUGCUGACUGUAAAAACGACUGCGUUGUGGCCGGACAUAGAUACAAACCAGGAGCAUCUUUCAUCCAUCCACAGUGUAGAGGCAGUUGUGUUUGUAAUGGACCAUCUCAUUCUUGCGUUUCCCUUUGUCCACCCUCUGUACCUAACUGCGGACCAAAUGGUCAAUUUGAAACGAUGAAAGUUAAAGUGACCAACAAUCCAGCGUGUUACUGUCAAAAAACAGUGUGCAAGCCACAAUAAAUAAUUUUGUAUUACUAUUGAAAACUGACAAAUAUAUUCUUCUGUAUGUUA